UUAUUUUAAAUAAAGAAAACGAGUGUCAUAUAGAGAAAAUUCCUUUAUUCAUUGUUUUUUUUCUUGUUAGACAUUCCCUCGCUCAGCAAAGAUCCGACUCGUGGGAUAAUGUAAAUGUACGCGUUCCAGAUUCCAGAAUACACAGCUUUCCUUCAGGAGUAAAUUGUAGUAGCGACCCGCUUUUGAAUAGAAACAAAAAGGAUAGCGGCGGGUGUAUGAGGAAAAGUACGCUUCUUCGUAGGUUUUUCGGCUCGAUAAAACAAUUUCCUGAAUCAAAAAAUUUCGGCUCCACAGAAUGGCAAUUUUACAGAAAUAAAAAAAGUUUUCGCAGUCCACCUUCGUUUCAUUGUUCUCAAGAAUUAACUAAAUCACAAAGUCGAGGUUCGCUGAAUAACUUACCAACGGUUACAACCACAAAUUCAAAACAAAAACAACCUUUAGCGGUAAUACCUCCCGAAAAGAUUAAAAGAAAAAUUUGUUCUGUCGUCACAAACAGGGAAGUUUCGAGUCCAACGUCCUCCUCAAACAUUCCAAACUUUUCAUCCAAAGAUCAGAGCAAACCGUCUACAGAAAUUUACUCAACAACAACAACUCCUAGAAAUUAUUUAGAAAUGGAGAAGUGUACGAGUGCUUUUGAUACAUCUGAUUCCGCUUACACAAAAACUGCAGAAAGAAGCACUGAUGCUUCUAUAACAGCCUCAAACACAUCGAUAUUCUCGUUUCGUCUACCUAGACGCAAUAACAGCAGCAAUAAUAAUAAUGAUGAUGAUGAUAACAAUAAUAAUGAUGACGAUGACGACGAUGAAACGCUUAAUGAAAGUACAUUUUACUCUUCAAGAAUAAACUCCAACAAAAAUACAAUUCAAUCUCAAAAUACUGACAAUAACCAAACCGAACGGUUGAGCGAAGUAAUUGAAUCGUCCACUCAAACCAACGAUACAAGUAAUCUUAAUGUUAUUUCGAACGUACAAUUAAGUCGAGCUACUUUAGAAGCGAUCUUUACACACGUAUUAAAAGACGUCCAAAAUAUCAAAUCUGCUACUAACAGUACAAGUGCUACACCUGCUUUCUAUACUGUACCAUUAAAGACUGAACUUGUUAAUCCAACUCCGAAAACAAUUCACGUUAAACAAUUUCCUGUUUUUAACAUUAAGCCGGAAAACAUAAAGUCCCCUAUUCCAAAGAAUAAAAAUAAAGACAAGCAUGUGCUAACUAACAUUGAGUUGGAUAAGAACUUCGCAGAUGAAAAACCAAGUGGAAUCUCCGUACCUCGCUACUCAGCUGUUCCAGAAUCUUCUUCUAUGGAUGUUAAUGCUUCAUCUGAAGACGACCUCACGGAUAACGAUUCCGAUGUAUUGAGCAUUGCCGAUAGUUUAGAAGAGCAAAAGACCCCAAAGAAUGGCGACCAAAAGAGGCAGUACACUAGCGAGGAAUGGUCUCCUCUUCUUCCGGAUAACAGUCAUAAACAUAACGUUAAAUCUGCUUCGUUUUUCAUACCAAUGGGAACAAAAAACGUAGCGACAGAAACAAAACCAGUAGCCGAUCAUCUUCCAAAGAAAGUUAAAGAGAAGCUUUCCAGACGUCAACUUAGAAGGAUCCAAAAACAGAGACAAUCGAAACGGAAUUAUACGUCAUCGAAAUCGGAUAGCAAUUACGUAAGCGCUAGUGAGAAUGGUAAAAGUAUUUACUACAGUGAACGUCACAAAUCCGUGAAUGAUAAUUUAAGCUCGAAUAUUCCUUCCGAGUCGGAUACGAAUUUUGCAAGAAAGAGACGUAAACCCGAACUUCCAAGUAUUGAUUUUAUGCGAAGAAACCGAUCUGAAAGACUGCCUAGGAAAAAUAAAAAUAUUAAGAAGGAAGUUGAGGAUGCGACUAAUGAAAUAUUUCAACAGAACUCCAGCCAUUCCAUUUCUCAUAACUCAAAUUCAAAUAAGAAUCAAAAAAUAGAAGCUGAAAGUUUGGGUAGACGUAUAGAAAUUUUACAAAUAGUAGAAUGCGUCGACAGCGCCUGUUUAGAGAAUCAAUCUUCUAAACAUGCCAAGUCCAAAAUUCCUGUGAUGGUCGCUCCUAAAAUUUCCAAAAGUUUGCGAGAGUAUUUUCCGAAAAUAGACCAAAAACCAGUGUACCUCUCCGCAACUGGAGGAGACAGUCAAGAUUCAAAAAUAGACCAGCUAAUCGCAAAUAUUUUGAUAGACGCUCUCAAUCAAAAUGAUUCAAAUACUACUUUUCAGCAUCCUGACAGUCCCAAAUUAGUAAAAACAACAUACAAGUUCGAAGCACUUCCUACAUCGGCCAGGCAAAUAAAUGAAAAGUAUAAACAAACGUUCGAGGCAAUUCCAGAAGAAAAGAGUUCGUCGACAAUAUCGAAUGAAGAAUCCAUAAACAACGCAAGUGUCCAAGAAGAACAAAACCUGAACAAACCUGCUUCUGAAAAUGCAAAAUCUCCACUUGCUUGCAAUAAUUGUAACAAAUCCAAGCCAAACGAAAACUACAAAGGGAAAGCUGCGAUUGCAGGAGUUAAGGACGAAAAUUUCACGUCAAUACCGAAAGGAUGGAUUACAUUCUACAUGCUCCACAAAGGCCCUGAUUCUCCCGAAAGCACGUCAGAAGAAGGAUCGAAGAGUAACAAAAAGAAAGCAAAAAAAACGAAAAUAGACAUAGGAGCGCAAAUCGUGGCUCAUACGAAAUCAAAAGAAGCAACAACAGAAAGUCCACCAAUGGAACAAUCUCACGAAGAACACGGAAAAUCAAAAGAAAACUGUAAAAAUUUAGCAAAAUUAGAUAACGAUAAGAGACCAUCAAAAGAAGAAUCUGAGACAAAUGUUGAAUACAGCGAUAGUGCCACAAGCGAAGAUGGGUGGUCCCUGACUUUCAGUACAUCCAGUAAAUGUGGCAAAUUUCCAGAAAACCUACAAAUGCGUUUUAAAAUACUCAGAAGCUCUUGUCAAAACUGCCAUCAUACGUGCUCUUGUUCCAAAAGUACACCACGCGAUCGUAACGUGAAAUUUCCACCUCUACAAGAAAAAGAACGCAAUCAAACUGCCGAAAAGAUUGAUUUAGAAUCCGUUAAUAAUCACAAGAAAGUUGAACAUCUGCCCAAAAUUAUCGAAAAACAAAAAGCUCAAGCAAAUGAUAAAAUGAAAAAAAAGAUUUCCGAACCCAGGCAAAAUAAAGCGAGUACGUAUAGGAUGGCCCUUAAACAAAAUUCUGUCGGUACUUCGCAACAAGAAAAUAGGUAUAACGACGAUUAAAUAUAGAAACUAAAAUAUGUGAUCUAAUGUUUUGUA
Molecule: messenger RNA, 3287 nt
Organism: Agrilus planipennis (emerald ash borer)
Lineage: Eukaryota; Metazoa; Arthropoda; Insecta; Coleoptera; Buprestidae
Product: probable WRKY transcription factor protein 1
Exons: 5
Source: RefSeq, a predicted model, not a curated record